Molecule: messenger RNA, 1970 nt
Organism: Cyanistes caeruleus (blue tit)
Lineage: Eukaryota; Metazoa; Chordata; Aves; Passeriformes; Paridae
Cellular component (GO): cytoplasm
Molecular function (GO): oxidoreductase activity
Source: RefSeq, a predicted model, not a curated record
GUAUGUAUUUAAUUUUUUUGGCGUCUCUUGGCGCAGGUAUGUGCAUGAUGGGGAGAGCAGGGGGGGUUGCUGUGCUGGCAGCCCCUGUGCUGGGGGCAUCGCUGCUGGGAGCUUUGAAGCUCAGCCAGGUGCAGAGAAGCAGCGACUCGCCCCAAAUGGCUCCCACUGGAUCUUGUUGUAACCUGUUGGCUGUGACAUGAGGGGCCACCCUCUUCCCACCCCGGCACGGUGCUGGCGUCACCUCCAGUCAGCUUCCCCACGUGACCCCCGUCCCCCGCUUUCUCCACCUAGGCUGUCAAUGAGGUGGCUUUGGGCUUUCCCAACGUCAUGAUCCUGCCUCUAGAUGUGACAGACCCCAACAGCAUCAAGGCAGCAGUCAGGAAGGUGAGGGAGGAGGUGGGAAGUGCUGGCCUCAACCUCCUGAUUAACAACACCGGCACCACGCGCCGCAGCACCUUGGCCACUGAGACAGCAGAGAACAUGAGCCUCGUCUACACCACCAACACCAUCGGGCCCCUGCAGACAAGCCAGGCCUUCCUGCCCUUGCUGAAGGAGGCGGCUGAGGCCGAAGGGCAGCGUGAGAUGAGCUGCCGCAGAGCUGCCAUCAUCAACAUCUCCAGCAUCCUGGGCUCCAUCGAGGUUGCAGAGGCUUGGGAAGAGAGGCAGGACAUCUGCUACCGCUGCAGCAAGGCUGCUCUGAACAUGCUUACCAAGUGCCUGGCCCUGGAGUACGGGAACAGAGGGAUCCUCUGCGUGUCUGUGGAUCCUGGACAUGUGACACCUCCCUUGGAACAGGGGAUGGGCCCGGUGACGCUGGAGGAGAGCGUGAGGGGUGUCCUGCAGCUGCUGGCCCAGCUCUCAGCCACCAGCAAUGGCACCUUCUGGGACUGGAGAGGGCAGAGGCUGCCCUGGUGAGAGCAGCAUCUGCCACUUAGCUUAAAUAAUUAAUUAAAGUGAAUUAAUUGCCAUUUCCAGGCUCACUCUGAUGGGGGGCGGGGGGAGGGAUGGGCAGGGGAAUAGAAACAGGGAUGCACAGGCUGGGGAAUGAGAGUUGGAUUCGCUGCCCCCCUGGUCUGGGAUGAUGAUUUGGGCCAGGGCAGCAUAAGGAAGGGUACCCUAAAUGUGGUCCCGAAUCCAAGGCAUUCCCUGGGGCUGGAGACUGAGAUCCCCUGGGUAUCCUCACUCUAGGGCCAUAAGCCAUACUGCUUAGGGGAACAUCCCAGACAGCCCCCAAACUCAGCCCUUGUCCUGCUGAGUCUGCCCACCCCAAAAACAGCUGGCCUUUCCAUGCCCACCCCAAGGAUGCUGCCAGGCAUUUUUCUUUUGAUUCAAGGCCAGAAAAGAAUCUUCCUAUUCCAGCAGCUGGGCGGUUUCACAGCAGAUCUCCCAGUCUCAGCACACACCUAAAGAUGUCUUUUGAGACCUGGGCAGGGCAUCCUGGGCUGACCCUCCCUAAAACCAUCCCUCAUGGUACACCAGGAGAUACUGUAAACAGGCUCCCAUUCUCGAUCCUGUGAGUGCAUUCCUGUAGAGGCUCUCAGCUGACACUUCUGAAGCCAUCUCUCAAAAGAGGGAUCAGAAGAAAAUGCACAAUGUCUCAAGUGGGCUGGACACGCAGGGUUUUGGCAAGCCCAUUGCUGGGGGGAUGCUCUGAGAUGAAGCUGGGCAGGGGUCAUUUUGCAGAGACAACUUCAGUUUUCCCACACUGGAGGAGGAUGAAGGAUCAUUCCCACACUUGACACAAGGGAGAUGGAGGUUGGGGCUCCCUUAACCCAAGGGCUAAGGCAGCCCCAGGUGGGUACCUGGACCACACAGGGGCUCUGUUAAAGCCAGCAGGGAUGGGAGAGAGGGUUCUUCUAGUUAAAGCUCUUAUCAAGCAGUGGAUCAUUACUGGCGGGUUUUAUAUCAGCUCUGUGUGGGCUUUUUAUCAAAAGGAAUUAUCACCAGGCAUGAAGGGAGGAAGGAAAGGG